GGAGCUGCCGGCCGCUUGGCGACGACACGACACGAGGCGGUGGGAGGGAAGGAAGGAAGGAGGCGGACGGUCUGACGGGGCGGGUGGAGCCAGCGGGCGGAGAGCCUGCUUCAGAGGGCCGGCUACUGCUACAGCUACAGCUACUGCUGGUGGCCCGUCGGGGACCGGAUGGGAGCGAGCGGGGCGACACCAUGGCGCAGCCGGGCUCUGUGAGAGGCCGCGUGUCGGCCGAGAGGCUGCGGUCGUGGUGGGAGGUGCCGGCCAUCGCUCACUUCUGCUCCUUGUUCCGGGCCGCCUUCGCGCUGCCCGAUUUCGAGAUCGAGGAGUUAGAAGAUGCUUUGUUGAUCGAUAACUGGGAUUUUUUGGAGGACUUGGUUUCUAAACUUCUUCGAGGAUGUUACCAACGCAAAGAUAUUAACAUAGAGAAUUUCCACAUGUAUCUUGAAGACAUCAUUCGACAUCGAUGGGAACUCGAAGAGGGGAAGGAAAACCCACUUCAGGGAAUACACUUUAGGGCUCUUUCUUCCAGGAUAAUAGUUGAAAUUUUGCACAGACUCUGUGAUUACCGUUUGGAUGCCACAGAUGUAUUUGACCUUCUAAAGGGUCUUGAAGCAGAUAGCUUGAGAGUAGAGGCCCUUGGAGAAGACAACGCUGGGGCCCAAUACUGGUAUUUUUACGGCACCAGAUUAUACAAAGAGCUGCCUCCACCACCACCAAAGGAGGAACCAAAAUAUAAACCAUCAAAGAAUGAUAAUAAGAAAGGAAAGAAACUCAAGGAGGAACAAAAUAUGAAAAAUUCCAGAGUAUUAAAUAAAAAUAUUACAGCAAAAACUCCAAAUGAAAAAUUAAAGAAAAAAUGGAAACUUCGUUAUAGUUUAUCUAAAACAAGGUUUGAGAGAGUUGAAAAGGGAAGUGGACAGCUUGAUGAAACCUCUGAUGUGAAAGCUAAUGAGCAGAAGGAAAAUGAUGCCUUUGGAUGCAAUGUAAUGCACAUAGAAGAAAGGAGUGUGUGGAGUCUUGUAUGUCACACUUUAGAAGAAUGGAACAGUCUGUCUGACUCUUUUAAAGAGAGUCAGUGUGCAAAAGAAAGAAAACUAUACAAAAUUUUGACUGAGAACUUUAUCUCAGAAAUCAGCAAUCUACUUAUACAGAAGGAGAAACAGUUGCAGAAGAGAUUAUCAGAAAUUCUUCCUCGUAGGGCGUCAGAUCGUCUUCUUGUAAAACGUACUCAGCAGGAAGAACUGGUUUCAUCUCUGUUGAAGGAAAGGCAGGCCAUGUUUGGUCGACUGGCAGAUAACCGAAUGAGAGAUGGUUACUACUACGCGGCACAGCGGCUGUUUACGCCGCAGGAAAUUAAACAUAUUGAGGAAGAAGGAAGAAUUCUUGCACGUGAAGAACGAGCAAGGCGUCGACAAAUGCGCGAAGAGAAAUCGAUGUUAAUGACUAAGGUGAAAACUGCCCUGAAGAGAAAACAAACCGCACUAACACAUUCUCCAGUCAACUCGGAGGAACCUGAUAAGAAAAGACCUGAAGUGCAUUAUACAGAUGAUGAACAGUAUGUUUCUAUGUAUAAAGUGCUGGAUGCUGUAAAGGUUCACAAGGAUUCCUGGCCAUUUAACGAACCGGUGGAUGAAUCCUAUGCUCCGGAUUACCUCAAAAUCAUUGAGGAACCGAUGGAUCUGUCGACGAUUGAGAAAAAGCUAAGUGAGAAAAUGUACCACAGCAAAUGGGCCUUUGUAUCUGACUUCAGGCUUAUGUUUGAGAAUUGUGAACACUACAAUGGAAAAGGAAAUGAAUACACCCUGAUGGCCCAAGCUGUAGAGAAGUGUUUCAACAAAGCAAUGAUCAGAUACUUUCCUAAGGAUGAAAUAGACAGUGAUGAAGAGUUCUCAGAUAAGAUGAUGUAUGGAAAGAGAGACAGGCACAAGAGCAAACCCAACCAUUUCGUUAAGGAUGAAAUCAAGACACUGAUGGAUACAACUGAUGAUGGUCUAGGAACACCAAAGGUCAAUGGUUUCAUGAGCAGUAAUCCAGCUAGUGACGUUCUGCAAAUGAUUACUGAACUAAAGGAAGAGGAAAAUCCUCCACAAUCGAUACUUGUUCCCGUUCAAAAGAAAACCACAGAGGUGAAGCCACAUCCAGCAAGUGGUCCAAUCCUAAGUUCUGAGGUUUUUCUGCCGCCUCAAGCUCCUGGCUCAUCAGGGCGGAUUGUAAUGGAACCAAUACGAAAAAGGUUUCAGCAGCAAUACCGGAUGCAGCAACUAAUGUUGAUGAACAGAGAGGGAGCGUCUGAUUCUGCAGGUUCCAAUUCGGCAAGUUUACAGACACCCAGUCUCUCAUCUAGCGUUCAUGGAAUGGUUCCUCUCCACGCAGGGGUGCCUACCGACUCCACUGAAGCUCAAGCACCAAUACAUUCCUCCAUAUGUGGACCAAAUUGGUCUGCAAGUCAGGGCCUUCCACAGACUGAGGCGGAAGCUCCCAGUUCCCCUUCUACUGCAACUGUCCCACCAACGCAAGGAGAUGGAGGGACACCUGAACCACCAGUCGCGUUGAGUAGAGAUUGUCGUGGAACAACAGAUUUAAAUCAGACUAAAGAACCAGAAUGGCCUGGAUAUUUGUGCAGUUCCAUUCAACACCCUGAACACAAACAACCCACAGUAAAACCUACUUCUGUAUCAUCUCAGGGAGUGUCCGUGGAGCACACGGGACUAAAUAUGCAGAACCUUACAUCAGCAUUGAACCAUUCAAUAUUUGGAUCUGGAAAUCCUCUCAAAAAGGCGAAUCCACCCGAACAUUGUAGAAUUUCUGUUAAAUGCAGUGAACCACUCCCAGUUAAACCUCCGAUGCAAACUUCUGUUUUGAGCACUCCUUCCUGCAGACCUCUUGACCAAACUUCUCAAAGACCACUUCUUAAAGGUGCACCUCCGAAACAGGCUGCCUACACUAAUGUGUUUUCUACAGAUCUGCAUCAUCACUUGAAGAACAAGGACCCCAUUUCAAAUGAAGUAACCUCUCUAAAUACCUCGUCAGCACCUAAUCUACAUCUGCAAGAAUCUUCUCUGAAGAAUGCAGAAUCGGAUAGACUUUGUGGAAAUGUAGCACUUAAAAACGAAGAAAAUAUUUUCAGUAACAGUGUGGCUGGAGACAAGGACUUCGAUGACUGUUCAAGGGAAGCGUUGAAUUUGGUGCUUUCAAAGGCAGAGGACUGUGAGAAAAGACACGCCAACUCUGAUGCACAUAAAGAGUUGGUUAGGACAGAGGCUGAGCUGAAAAACAAUCUUAUCAGUCAGGCAAUGGAGCGACCCAAUGCGGCUUUGGAUAAACGUGAAACCUCAUGUCCGCAAAAGGGUUCAACUGUCAGUAGAAAGCGUGGCUCAAAAGAUCCAAAGUCAAUGGAAAAUCUGAAACUAAAGUUAUCAACUAAUGCAAAAGCUCUUAUGGAUUUGUCUAAUGGUGGCGCUGAAACUGUUAGUGGUGCACACCAAAGGAAUCCUGCUGUUGUCGCUCACCCCGAGACAAGGCACCAAUAUGGGCAUGGGCCAGGGCCAGUGCCGGCAUACAUGCACUAUCUGGAAUGUAAUCCGGAGAGCCUGGUGUCAGGCCAUUCAUUUGGUCAGCAUGCUCCCCCUUUUAUGGUGGUUCAUCCAAUGCAGGGUCAACCUUCCCAUUUUUACCAGCAUCCAACACAACAGCAAAUCGCCUCUCAGCUGAGUAAUCUUAACUACCACCCUCAGCAGUCUGUACACUCCAGUAUAAUGCCUGACAGAGGUUACCUUUCUGGACAGUCUAAUUUGUACAGCCAGUCACCAUUCGCCUUCUUAAGAGAAGGCAGCAGACAGUUGCAUGCUCAUCGGAAGGACAGACCUGAUGCAUAUUCUGACCAACUAAUUCCAGAAAGAAAUGAAUGCAAACCAUUGCAAGAGACUUCAGUAAAGAAGCUAAACACUGAGGCAGAGGAGAGGAGAUUUCAAAGUUCCAAAAUGGAAAGCAGUAGUGAGAAAGCUAACAAGCAUGGCAGGCAGCAAGAGUGUUUAGAUCUCCACGUCCAAAAUGCAACUCAAAGACAACAGGUCAUUCACAUGGCUUCUCCAGCUUAUAAUAAUCAAUUAACGAGUGGGAUUUAUUCACAUCAAGUUCCACAUCCAGCACUUUAUGCUAACGCCUCCACUCAUAAUGUACAGAGACUUCCUUAUGACCAAGCCUACAAUCCACAACUACUUCGUGUACAUUCAGUAAUAACUUCAACUUCUAACCACAUGGUACCCCCUCCAGUGAUGAAUCACAGUCCUGUUGGAAUGCAGUUGUUCAGUCAAUCGGAUAUGAAACCCGGUCCCUAUCCUGGAACUGUAAUUGUGCAAAGACCACAGUUCAAUACAAAUGGAGAUCUCUACAUGAUGAGGAAUAUGCUGCCUGAAUACCAAGUGCUGAAACAGAUGGGGAGAAGGGAUCCUGAUACAAUGCCACAGCCUCAAGAUAAAACUAUGCCCCCUCUUUGUAUGAACCAGCCCUGAACAAACAUAUCAGCAUUGCAAGUGGACGUGGCUCAGGAAAGCACUGAAAAUACUACCGUAGUAUUACAGCUCAACAUCUGUGAAUUGUAGCCAGGGACCAUUUCUGUAGUGGGAGUUUAAACUCAGGUUUAUAUAGUGUGAAUAGAGAAUUUUCAAUAAUAUGAAUUUGAAAUAAAGUUAAGUUUGUUACACUUUUAUUUUGACCCGAAACUGUUUUGUAAGCUGCCUUAAAGAAACUGUAAAUUGUAUAUAGAGGACAUGUCACCUUGCAAACUUCAGAAAAUCAUAAGCGUAAAAAAGCAUAACCAGAAAUCGUAAGUUAUAAAUUGUGUACACUGUGGAGUGUUUUCCACAUGGGAAAACUCGGUGAAGAUGCAAGUGUGUUUCAACACACUGGCUUUGGCAAGCAGCUGCUAAACUGUGAAUAUUAGAUUUUUCUUGUGUUUACUUUAGUCUGGAUUCGGGAAAGGUUUACAAUUAGUGUUGCAUUCACUGUACUUUAUUACCUUGUCUGUGAAACUGCAUUUGGAAUGCUUUUUUUGGUAAAGACCUUUUGAAAAGGUGCCCUUUCUCAAUUUGACUAGCCAGGAUUAUUAAUGGAUUGUAGAGGUAUAUGAAUUCUAUUUUGUUAUUUAUGUAUUAAAUGUUUUUUAAAAAAAUCUGAGGAGUACACAGCUAAUGUCAAAAACAGAUGUUUUGUAAACUUUAGUGUAGAAUACUGUUGCCUAUCUCUGUACCAGCUGCACUGUGUUUAAAUGGCUCUUCUCAGGAAUAAAUCUAUUUGUGUACAACA
This is a messenger RNA of Amblyraja radiata (thorny skate), 5304 nucleotides long. RefSeq lists its product as uncharacterized. Gene Ontology annotation, molecular function: protein binding. The record is from RefSeq and is a predicted model, not a curated record. Gene Ontology annotation, biological process: chromatin remodeling. Lineage: Eukaryota; Metazoa; Chordata; Chondrichthyes; Rajiformes; Rajidae. The transcript is spliced from 19 exons. The coding region runs from base 192 to 4511 and encodes 1439 amino acids. Gene Ontology annotation, cellular component: CERF complex.